AUGACAGUUCCACAUCCAGAUUUCAUUCCAUACCAAAACGUUUUGCAAAUCAAAGGACAAGAGCCAAUCGUAUUUGACCUUGAAGGUAGAACUGAAGGGGUAGAAGUUAAAAUCCCUGGCGGAGCAAAAUACUUCACCACCUUGAGAUUCAAGGUCAAGAAUAGAAAGUUGGAAAACUUAAAGUACAAACAAGUUGUCAAGAAAGGUGGUAUUCCAGUCAAGACCAAGGAAGUCGAAUUGGGUACUCGUGAACCUUCCGAGACCGAAAUAUAUGAUGUUGACUCUCCAGAAGACGAAGCUCCAGGUGGCUGGUUAACAAGAGGUACUUAUGCGGCAACCACAACUUAUUACGAAGGUGACAAAGAGUUGUUCUCCACUCAAUGGACUUUAGAAAUCACUAAAUAG
Lodderomyces theae is the source of this 405-nucleotide messenger RNA. RefSeq lists its product as uncharacterized. The record is from RefSeq and is a predicted model, not a curated record. The transcript has a single exon. Gene Ontology annotation, cellular component: cytosol; cytoplasm; membrane. Gene Ontology annotation, biological process: Rho protein signal transduction. Gene Ontology annotation, molecular function: Rho GDP-dissociation inhibitor activity; protein binding. The coding region runs from base 1 to 405 and encodes 134 amino acids. Lineage: Eukaryota; Fungi; Ascomycota; Pichiomycetes; Serinales; Debaryomycetaceae.